Messenger RNA from Hemiscyllium ocellatum (epaulette shark), 2764 nucleotides. It is a transcript of the gene slc7a2, whose product is annotated as solute carrier family 7 member 2. Gene Ontology annotation, molecular function: amino acid transmembrane transporter activity. The transcript has 12 exons. Gene Ontology annotation, biological process: transmembrane transport; amino acid transport. The record is from RefSeq and is a predicted model, not a curated record. Lineage: Eukaryota; Metazoa; Chordata; Chondrichthyes; Orectolobiformes; Hemiscylliidae. Bases 125 to 2092 code for a protein of 655 amino acids. Gene Ontology annotation, cellular component: plasma membrane.
ACAACACGAAUGUUGGUGCUUUUGGAGAUUGCUGUCGUGUCAUUUUAAACAUUAGCUGACGGCAUUUUGGCGCAUCGUCGUUACCUGUAGGGGCACUUUUGAAAGAAAACUCUCCCCGUCAAAGAUGAUUCAUUGUGGCACUGUGAGGUCUUUCACUCAAUGUUUAGUUCGUAGAAAAAUCAUAAGCCAAAAUAAUCUUGAAGAUACCAAACUAUGCCGCUGUUUGUCCACCAUAGACCUGAUAGCACUGGGAGUUGGCAGUACACUCGGAGCUGGUGUUUACGUACUAGCUGGUGAGGUGGCUAAAUGGGAUUCCGGACCCAGCAUUAUCAUCUCUUUCCUAAUUGCGGCAUUGGCUUCAGUGAUGGCUGGUCUGUGCUAUGCAGAAUUUGGGGCCCGUGUUCCAAAGACCGGUUCUGCUUAUCUAUACAGCUAUGUGACUGUUGGUGAACUCUGGGCAUUUAUCACAGGGUGGAACUUAAUUCUUUCUUAUGUCAUUGGUACUUCAAGUGUUGCCAGGGCAUGGAGUGGUACCUUUGAUGAACUUGUUGGCAAACAGAUUGGAAAUUUCUUUGGCACAUAUUUCAAGAUGAAUUCACCAGGACUGGCAGAAUAUCCAGACUUUUUUGCAGUGUGUCUUAUAUUAUUAUUGUCAGGUCUUCUAUCAUUUGGUGUGAAGGAGUCUGCUUGGGUUACCAAAAUAUUUACAGCCAUCAACAUUCUGGUCCUUAUAUUUGUUAUUAUCACUGGGUUUGUAAAAGGAGACACUGAGAACUGGAAGAUCAGCGAGGAGACUCUCGAAAACUUCACAGCUAUGACAAACAAUCUGUCAUCAUCAGAGAAUAUAACCAGUAAUUAUGGUGUAGGUGGUUUCACACCAUAUGGAAUAGCUGGAACAUUAGCUGGUGCUGCAACCUGCUUUUAUGCAUUUGUUGGAUUUGACUGUAUUGCUACUACAGGUGAAGAGGUGAAAAAUCCUCAAAAAGCUAUUCCCAUAGGAAUUGUAACUUCACUUUUGGUUUGCUUCUUGGCAUACUUUGGAGUUUCAGCAGCUCUGACCCUCAUGAUGCCUUAUUACCUACUGGAUGCAAGAAGUCCACUUCCUGUUGCCUUUGAAUAUGUUGGCUGGGGGCCUGCAAAAUACCUGGUGGCAGUGGGAUCUCUCUGUGCAUUAUCAACAAGCUUGUUGGGGUCUAUGUUCCCUUUACCCAGAGUUCUGUUUGCAAUGGCACGAGAUGGUUUACUGUUCAAUUUUCUGGCAAAAGUGAGUAAGAGGCAGACACCAGUUGUUGCAACACUGGCAUCAGGGGUCAUCGCUGCUGUCAUGGCAUUCCUUUUUGAUCUUAAAGCCUUAGUGGAUAUGAUGUCUAUUGGGACACUCUUGGCAUAUACUCUGGUAGCAGCAUGUGUACUCCUCCUCAGGUAUCAACCAGAUUCACUCUAUACAAGACAAAAAUGCUCUUCAGAAAGACAGAACCUCACAGCUGAGGACGACACUGAAUUAGAUGAAAAUGAAUCCGAUUCCCAUAUGACCAUACUCAAAAGUCACGACUUCACCUGUUCAUCAUUGCUGAAUCCCUCUGUGAUCCCAACAGAACAAACAUCAAGUGUGGUGUAUGGUUGUGUUGGACUUCUAGCUGUUAUCAUUUGUGCAUUAAGUGUGCUGAUUACUUAUGCCAAUGAAGCCAUUCUCUCUGUGGUGCCCUGGAGCAUAGGGAUUCUUGCUGUACUCCUGGUCAUGCUUGGUGUCUCUGUUUUCAUCAUCUACAAACAACCUCAGAGUCAACUUAAAGUAGCAUUCAUGGUGCCACUUUUGCCAUUCUUACCUUUAAUCAGCAUCUUUGUCAAUGUCUACUUGAUGAUGCAAUUGAAUGGAGGCACUUGGAUUCGUUUUUCUAUUUGGAUGGCUGUUGGAUUUGCAAUCUAUUUUGGUUAUGGCAUCAGGCAUAGUGCGGAAAGUCACCGUGAUGAUGAAUCAGCACACAGUGAAACUGAGCACAUAAAGAACUUGGAAGGAAUGGACGACAAUGAAAUGGCGACUGAGCUUGACCAGUUUAUACAACAUGAAAAAACAAAUGAAUGUCAGCUUUAAGCAGCAAUGAAAUGUGUCAGUUUGCUACACCAACACGUCUGUGUUCUAAGAGGAGCAAUGUAUUAACUUUGGUCUCAGAAUAUUUUUAAAAAACUCUUAAUCGGUAAACUGUACUAAUAAAUGAGUGUUUUGGAGCAGAUCACCUGAAAUUACUUAAGGGGGAACUGAACGUUUGUUGAUUAUCUACAGUCAUACAGAGUAACACAAGAUUAAUUUGGUCUCAUCAAAAACUAAAAUAUAUUUUCCCAAAACAAUAGAAUAUCUGCCCUGACAAAAGAUUAUCUAGUAGGCGGCAGGUGGCUGUAAAGAUUUUAAUCACCAUUUUUUUCUGAAAAGCAGCAAAAGUAUGUGUUUUUUUAAAACUAUUCAGCAGUGUAAUGCAACAUUUAUUACAGUCUUUAAAAGAUUUUCUGUAAUUCCAAAUUAAAGCAUUCUGUGCAUUCAUUCAGAAAGUGGCAAAUAAAAACAUAUGAAAUAGGAGGAAGUGUAGGCCAUAUGGCCCUCGAGCCUUCUCUGCAGAGUUUAAUCACUACUGAGGAUUCUUACACUCACAUUUUUAGAAACAAAAGGGGAAGCAAUAAAUGUGAAUUUUCUCCAUUUACUAAACUCUGGAAACUUGGGAAAAUACCACCCUAAAAUAUUCUGAAACAUUAAACCCCCUUAACACAUAUA